ACAUACAGUAAUAUCAUUACUCCAUUCUUUAAGACUUGAAUGGGCCACUUGGACUAAAUAACGCCAAUACAAACACUAUACACGACUUGAUAUUUUCGAACUGGGCCUAGGACGCAUACAGAUCAGGAAGAAACUGUGUUGACAUACCUUCAUUUCGAUAUAUAUGUAACAAGCUUAGGAUUACUAGGCCCAGUGCAGGUUCAGCACAGGCUGGACAGAGAUGGCUGGAAGACCUCCUUGGAUGGAGGCUAGUCCGCCUUGGAUGAAGCUGAACAUACCGCGACCGGGACAGUGUCCGAAUCCGGGCCCCAUGUCGCCCCGGAGGAGGCUGUGGACGGACGGCGACCCAGUAUGGAUACAGGUGGGCCAAGGCGCCGGGAAGUCGCAUUCGACGUCGCUGAGUAAAAGCACUGAAAGUGGUUUCUUCUCAAUUUCGCUCAGUGGCAAAAGUGAGGUCGGAACAUCUGGUCCUCCCGUAACACCCCUCAACGACAGGUUAAAGGAGUUCGACAAAAUAUCUGCAGAACCAGAAAACGAGACGGCGGAAGCUGAAAGAACGACUGCUAGUCAUGACAAUGACAAUCGUGACAAUAUUCGUGAAGACCCGGAUCAAGGGAUGUCACUUUCUGAUGCAGGUUUAUCGCCAUGUGACGUCACCACUGGAGGGGAUAUUUCAGUGAGGUCACCAGAGUGUGAGGAGCAAAUUAGAAAGGCGAUUGGCAGUAACUUUGAAGAAGUUACUGAAAAGAAAGAUAUUCAUUAAAGGGACAACAUUGGCGUGGGAUGAUCAGGUGUGCAGAGGGUAAUACUUCUGAUCGCCAUCAUCAUGCGCCUCCACCUGCCCUGUCAAACUAGCUUGACUUGAAAAGGACUGCUUGUGAUGGUGAGAGGCAGUUUUGGCCAUGGCGUACGGGCUUUAGGUAGGCCUAUGGUUGCAUUUCGUACAAGGAUACUGUUAAUUGUAGUUAAAUGAUUUUAUAGUGACCCUGUUUGGAACUGUCGCGGUCCUGCUGGAAGCCAUUUUAUUAAAACCACAACCGGGUCAUCCCACGCCCUGCUUGUCUCUUUAGCAUGUUUAGGUUAACACAACGUAAAUGGUAAUCAGGACCAGGUUGUACAAAAGCUCAAAAGUCACGUUAUCCUUAACGGUUACGUUAAGUAUCAUCAAGGACGUUAUCUCUUUCAGUUAAACUCAUUAAAAUGUUCACGUUAAGACUUGACAUCUCCGUCAAAGCUGACGUGGUUUUGAACAACUGAGCCCAGAAGACCACUCCAAAUACAUGUACCUGUCAUCGGCAUUUACAGUCCAAAUCACAACUCGCGUCAUAGGUUGCGCGUAAUUUACGCAAAAAAAAACAAAU
Messenger RNA from Lineus longissimus, 1361 nucleotides. RefSeq lists its product as uncharacterized. Lineage: Eukaryota; Metazoa; Nemertea; Pilidiophora; Heteronemertea; Lineidae. Bases 221 to 763 code for a protein of 180 amino acids. The transcript is spliced from 2 exons. The record is from RefSeq and is a predicted model, not a curated record.